Cavia porcellus (domestic guinea pig) is the source of this 3562-nucleotide messenger RNA. It is a transcript of the gene Klhl20, whose product is annotated as kelch like family member 20. Gene Ontology annotation, molecular function: protein binding. The transcript has 12 exons. The record is from RefSeq and is a predicted model, not a curated record. Lineage: Eukaryota; Metazoa; Chordata; Mammalia; Rodentia; Caviidae. Bases 175 to 2004 code for a protein of 609 amino acids.
CAUCUGGCUAGGGGCGGUUGCAGGGAAAGGAAAUAGCUCCAAGACCUGCAUCCUGCUUGCGGUAGCGGCGGCAGAGGCGGAGGCUGAGAAGAGGGCGGAGAAGGCAGCUGUAGAGAAGAAAGUGUCAGAGCCAGUUCGGCUUUAGAGUGUGGUAAGGGGUGCUUUUCAUGGUGCAUGGAAGGAAAGCCAAUGCGCAGGUGUACCAGCAUUCGACCAGGAGAGACUGGAAUGGAUGUAACAAGUCGCUGCACCCUUGGAGACCCCAACAAACUGCCGGAAGGGGUUCCCCAACCUGCCCGCAUGCCCUAUAUCUCAGACAAGCAUCCUCGGCAAACCUUGGAAGUGAUUAACCUACUGAGGAAGCACCGGGAGCUAUGCGACGUGGUGUUAGUUGUGGGCGCUAAGAAGAUCUACGCACAUCGAGUCAUCUUGUCGGCCUGCAGUCCCUACUUCCGAGCCAUGUUUACAGGAGAACUGGCAGAGAGUCGCCAGACAGAAGUGGUGAUCCGAGACAUAGACGAGAGGGCUAUGGAACUGCUGAUUGACUUUGCCUAUACCUCUCAGAUAACGGUGGAAGAAGGCAAUGUGCAGACCCUCUUGCCAGCUGCUUGUCUCCUGCAGCUAGCAGAAAUACAGGAAGCUUGCUGUGAAUUCUUAAAGAGACAGUUGGAUCCGUCUAACUGUCUGGGCAUUCGGGCUUUUGCAGACACACACUCUUGCCGUGAGUUGCUCAGGAUAGCAGACAAGUUCACUCAACAUAACUUUCAGGAGGUAAUGGAGAGUGAAGAGUUCAUGUUACUUCCAGCCAAUCAACUCAUUGAUAUAAUAUCUAGUGAUGAGCUAAAUGUUCGCAGUGAAGAACAAGUAUUCAAUGCUGUGAUGGCCUGGGUCAAAUAUAGUAUUCAAGAAAGACGUCCUCAGUUACCCCAGGUGCUGCAGCAUGUUCGUUUGCCUUUGCUUAGUCCUAAGUUCCUGGUGGGCACAGUAGGCUCUGACCCCCUCAUUAAAAGUGAUGAAGAAUGCAGAGAUUUGGUAGAUGAGGCUAAAAACUACCUCCUGUUGCCUCAAGAACGACCAUUAAUGCAGGGACCAAGGACACGGCCACGGAAACCUAUCCGAUGUGGAGAAGUACUUUUUGCAGUUGGUGGUUGGUGUAGUGGAGAUGCCAUUUCCAGUGUUGAACGAUAUGAUCCACAGACCAAUGAAUGGCGGAUGGUAGCUUCCAUGAGCAAAAGACGAUGUGGAGUCGGGGUCAGUGUUCUCGAUGACCUGCUAUAUGCAGUAGGAGGCCAUGAUGGGUCCUCUUAUCUCAACAGUGUUGAAAGAUACGACCCCAAAACAAACCAGUGGAGCAGUGAUGUGGCCCCCACGAGCACCUGCAGGACGAGUGUCGGUGUGGCCGUGCUUGGUGGCUUUCUCUAUGCUGUGGGGGGCCAAGAUGGUGUGUCUUGUCUCAAUAUUGUUGAGAGGUAUGAUCCCAAGGAGAACAAGUGGACGCGGGUGGCCUCUAUGAGCACCAGGAGACUGGGCGUGGCAGUGGCUGUGCUGGGAGGGUUCUUGUAUGCUGUCGGUGGCUCUGAUGGGACUUCUCCACUCAACACAGUGGAACGCUACAAUCCUCAAGAAAACAGGUGGCACACCAUCGCCCCCAUGGGGACCCGGCGGAAACACCUGGGCUGUGCGGUGUAUCAGGACAUGAUCUACGCGGUGGGAGGCAGAGAUGACACCACAGAGCUCAGCAGCGCGGAGCGGUACAACCCCAGGACCAACCAGUGGUCGCCAGUGGUGGCCAUGACGUCCCGGCGCAGUGGAGUUGGUCUGGCAGUGGUCAAUGGACAGCUCAUGGCAGUCGGAGGUUUCGACGGCACAACGUACUUGAAGACCAUCGAAGUUUUUGAUCCCGAUGCCAAUACAUGGAGGUUAUAUGGUGGGAUGAAUUACCGUCGGCUGGGAGGUGGCGUAGGCGUUAUUAAAAUGACACAUUGCGAAUCCCAUAUAUGGUGAACAUGUAGAAGACAGUCUUGUAUGUGCUCCUCUGUGUUGUGGAGAGCUUUGACUUUGAAGCGUUGUACAGUUUGAGAAAACAUUAGAACAAAUUUUAUCUUUUUGCUGGUGCCUCAACAUAUAGAAAUACAAGUCUAAUGACACUAUUUCACCUGCAAGAUGCCACCUUUGCACAGUAAUUUUCAACUUUGUGCAGAAGACUAUUUAUUUUUUAUUUUAAUUUAUCAUAGUGUUUGGUUUGGGGUUUUUUGGCUUGGGCUUUGUUUUGGUUUUUACUUAUCCUUUCUCCCACGAAAAAGGGAGAGAGAGAAAAUCCAAGCACCGCUGGGCAUUGCAGCGCCCUCCUCUAAUGCCAAUACUCAAGAAAAGGCUGAGGCAGACGUGUUGGAAGUUCAAAGUCAGCCCCAGCUACAUAGGGGAUUUGAAAACAGCUUAGAUAUGUAGCAAGACGCUGUCUCAACAACAUUUAAAAAAAAACCACACAAAACUUACUUUGUAAGCUAUUGAUUUAGUUUUGAAAAUCCUGGUAAGGGCAGAAGGGCUAGUUCUACUAGACACUCCCUCCCUAUGACCUACUGCUACUGCUGCAAGGCUUAGUGAUCGGAACAAGUAUGAGCAAUGUAUCAGCCACUCAGCAUCCUCACUCUACACCGGAAGACUUGGAAACCUAUAAGAAACAAACUUAUCCUACGAAAUAGCAAAUGCAAAAGAAAUAUCAAACCAGUAAAAGCAAGAUUCUCAUGCUACGGUUUUCUUCAGCAAAGUUAUAACUUAUCUGCUUCUAAAUGAACUUGUCUUCACUCUAUUUAAGAUUCUUUUUUUUAAUACGGGGUUUCUGCUAGUUCUAGAGCUCUGCUCAGUGCCUCUUGCAAAACAUCACAUGAGUCUCCCUUUGCUGUCUUGAGAACCACACCAAUAUAAUCACUCGCAGCUCUGCGAGUUUUUGCUCACCCAUGUUGUCGAGUGAAGCAACUGACAUCACUACCACCGAGCAGCAGAGAGAACGUCCUUUGCCCGGGAAUCAGCCCUGUGCGGCAGUUUACACUGCAGCUCAGGCCUGGCACUGCUGAGGCUGGCUUGCAGUAACAGCCUCCAAAGAAUGGAAAUAGCACUUGUUGAUGAGUGUAAGACCAGUAGAGGCAUUUUAUCAGUGUCUGGGUUCUUUUAUGCAAACUAUGUAUCAUCAUCUUCAUUCUGUAAGGUCACUGUUAAUUCUCUCAAAUUGCACUUCCUGAUGAAGAGUUAAGAACUGUAAGGAAAUAAAUGGUAAUGAUUCAGUGGUUAAUUUUUUUUUCUUCAUUCUAUUCAUAGACCGGUUCUUUUCAGUGCAUUUUGCAGGAAAACCUUAAAGACUUUAACUGCAACCAAAAGGAAUAACCUUCACCUUCUCCCUCUCCCUUACAACAAAAAUGUUUGGCAACAUUUGUGUUUACAUUUAAAGAUCAUUUGCACCUUUUUCAAGAAAAAAAGUAUUUGGUAAAUAAUUGUUUACAUGUAUCAUUUAUGCUUUUUCUAGCAUGUAUAACUUUUUUAAAUAAAGGUAGUACUUACCAUAAAA